Messenger RNA from Peromyscus maniculatus bairdii (prairie deer mouse), 564 nucleotides. RefSeq names its product sperm microtubule inner protein 10 (gene Spmip10). Gene Ontology annotation, biological process: flagellated sperm motility. The record is from RefSeq and is a predicted model, not a curated record. Lineage: Eukaryota; Metazoa; Chordata; Mammalia; Rodentia; Cricetidae.
UUCAUCAGAAUUGGGCUGUAUGAGGUUCUAAGUGAGAAUUCUGUCAUUGCUGCCAGUGAUGGCUUUGGAAAAAGAUGCCUGUCCCGCUUUACCGAAACUGGACGACAGUGGUGCAGCAGGGAACGAAUCUAAGCCUGCCAAUAAGUGUGAUGACGUUCACUUGCCACGGUUCUCAAUAAAGCAAGGCAUGUUCCCAUCACGUUAUGUUAUGCCUUGGAAAGAAAACAUGAAAUUCAGGAAUGUGAAUCUGCAGCAAGCAGAUGCGUGUGGGAUCUAUGCUGGCCCCUUGGAAGAUUCUCUGUUUUGGGGUCACAGUGAGCGGCUUUGCCAUGGGGAAGACCGGAAAGUCAUCAUGAAGAAAGGCCCACCGGAGAUAAAGAUUGCCGACAUGCCUUUGCAUUCGCCUCUGUCCAGAUACCAGAGCACCGUGAUCUCCCAUGGCUUCAGGAGGCGACUGAUCUAAUGGGCUGACCUUGGGGUAGCAGUGUGCUUGCCCAACACACAAGAGGCUCAGUGUUCUAAUCCCAUUACUACCAAAAAGAAUAAAAUUAUAAAAUAGUUCAA